AUGCAGGGUCUUGCGGAUGGUCCCGUCAAGACUCACCUGUUCCGGCUUGAACUAGAUUCACUAGAACAAGCCAUUUCCAUUGCGGAGCAGGAAGACUUCAGUCUGAGACAGGCUCGCGCCAGCUCGACAUCAUAUCGUCAACCGAGACGAUAUGACAGCGGAGGUCCAGAGCCGAUGGAACUCUGUUAUGUAGAGAGCGAGAAGGCUCGCUCUACAGGCUACAAGAAGUUGCAGAGAUGCAACAGAUGUCAAAAGACAGGACACUACGCUUACGAGUGUAGUGCCCCUCGUCCAGUGUCUCGCGACACUGGGCGUAGUGACCGUCCACCCAUGAGAAAGGGGCAGGGACGCGGGUCCGCUGCUGGUGCAAAGACGCAACACCGGGAUGGACCGUCAAAAAACGGACAGGAUCAGUAG
Molecule: messenger RNA, 417 nt
Organism: Peronospora matthiolae
Lineage: Eukaryota; Oomycota; Peronosporomycetes; Peronosporales; Peronosporaceae
Source: the annotation of a GenBank genome assembly